AUGACACGAUUAGAAGAAAUUAGAGUAAAAAACCCAGAAACGAUAGCGGCUUGGGAACAUCGUCAUCCUUUUGUAGUUAGUUGUCAAAUAGUCAGAGGCAAUUUAGUAUCUCAAAUAGAGGAUGGUCGAGAAAUUAGAGUAUUAGGCAAGGAUAUUAAACCUGAACAAUUGAAAAAAUAUGAAUUGCAGAAUGAAGGUCGAUAUGUUUAUUUUCCGGAAAUAGACGAAAUAUUGCCUAGUCGCAAGAUUACUGAGGGAUUAUUUAAUUCUUGUUGCUGCGGUCGAGAAGAUUAA
Messenger RNA from Racocetra fulgida, 294 nucleotides. The record is from the annotation of a GenBank genome assembly. NCBI's taxonomy places the organism in Eukaryota, Fungi, Glomeromycota, Glomeromycetes, Diversisporales, Gigasporaceae.